Messenger RNA from Linum tenue, 2539 nucleotides. The record is from the annotation of a GenBank genome assembly. NCBI's taxonomy places the organism in Eukaryota, Viridiplantae, Streptophyta, Magnoliopsida, Malpighiales, Linaceae.
ACUACGUGGUAGACAAGUAGAACCUUAAUGCAUGGCAGGUUUUCCACCGCAUUUUCUUCCUUCCGUCUUUGGGCAAGUCGCAUGGGCUUCUUUCCAAGCCCAACACCAUGAAUGAAACCAGCCCCAGUUAUACACUCCCCCUCCGCAAUAAACAAACAACCGCCCAUAAAGUAAACUAAUAAAUCAGUACAGAAAGAUGUAUCCUUUACUUGGGAAAUCGAAUUUUCUCUUUACUAACUUCAAUGCUAAAGGCAGCGGAAUGGAUGGGCAUCGAGCUCUUUUGUUGAUUCCUUUUCCUUUGGUCUCUUAAAUUUUGAUGAGCAAUCAGAUGCCAUCUCGUGCAUAAGCCGCUUCCCAGUUCUUCUUCCAGAUUUCUUUUCAGGGCAACUGAACUGUGUAACUUCAGUAGAAGGUAGUGGAAGAUACUGUCAUUGGAGUCAUGGGUAGUCCAAAGAGGAGAGUUGCAUUUGUGCUGAUUGAUGGAAUAGGUGACGUUUCAUUGCCAAGGUUGGGUUACAAGACUCCUCUGGAAGCAGCCUGUGUUCCCAACCUGGAUGCUAUUGCAUCGGCUGGAAUAAAUGGUCUGAUGGACCCUGUUGAAGUCGGUCUUGGUUGCGGGAGUGACACUGCACACCUUUCUUUACUGGGUUAUGAUCCUCGAGUGUACUACAGGGGUAGAGGCGCAUUCGAGUCUAUGGGUGCUGGAUUGGCGAUGUCACCUGGUGAUAUUGCGUUUAAGUCAAACUUUGCAACAUUGGAUGAGAAAACUGGAAUAGUUACCAGUAGAAGAGCUGACAGGCAUUUUGAAGAAGAAGGCCCGAUCCUAUGUGAAGCAUUGGAUGGCAUGAAGUUGCCAUCUUUCCCCGAGUAUGAGGUUAGGGUUAGGUAUGCCACAGAACAUAGAUGUGGAGUUGUUGUCAAAGGGCCAAAGUUGAGUGGAAACAUAUCCGGAACUGACCCACUUAAGGACAACCGUCCCCUUCUGAAGGCUGAAGCUUUAGACGAUACUGAUGAGGCGAAACAUACAGCUGCUGUUGUUAAUGAAUUAUCUAGGGAGAUCUCGAAAAUCUUAGUUUCUCACCCACUGAAUUCCAAAAGAGCUGCAGAAGGGAAGAACAUCGCCAACCUUGUCCUUUUACGAGGAUGUGGUAUCCGAAUUCAGGUUCCUUCAUUUGAAAAGAAGCAUGGAUUAUGGCCGUGCAUGGUGGCUCCAACUAAAAUUAUAGCUGGCUUGGGCAUGUCAUUGGAUAUUGAUAUUCUGGAAGCUCCUGGGGCAACAGGAGACUAUAGAACACUGUUGACUUCGAAAGCAACUGCUAUAGCCAAGGCACUUAGUGCUCCUUCUAGUUCAACUCCCAAUGUAUUUGUACCAGGAGAGGAUGAACACAAACCAGGGCGAUCAGAUGGGUACGAUUUCGGGUUUCUCCACGUUAAGGGCAAUAGAUGAUGCAGGACAUGAUAAAGCGAGCAUUUUCAAAGUGAAGGGAUUGGAAGCUGUGGAUAAAGCAAUAGGGCAGCUGGCCAAGCUCCUCUGGCAAGCAGAAUGCACUGGAGACUUUCAAUAUUACCUUUGUGUCACGGGAGAUCACUCAACCCCAGUUGAAUACGGUGAUCAUAGCUUUGAACCAGUUCCAUUUGCAAUCUGCAAGUUGAAAGACUUUGUGGGUGCUAGGGGCGGGGAAUCCGUGGUUUUGGAAACGUCUCUCGACUCAUUUCCUCUUCCAAUCGUCAAAGAUCACGGUGAAGAGUAUAGUAAGGACUUGCACAACGAGAGAUCUGGAGAACAACAGCUCAAGGCUUUUCAAGGUGAUUCUGUUUGCGAAUACAGUGAGAUAGCAGCAGCAAGGGGGUGUCUUGGUCGAUUUCCAGGUGGAGAAAUGAUGGGCAUCAUUAAGUCAUUUCUUACACUAAACUCAUAAGUUAGCCCUUGGGGAGGAUUUCAGAAGCUGAACAUCUUCUCCGACGGAUUUAUCUGAAGAGAUAGCAAAGCCGAAACCAUUUGACAUGAUCAAUGUACAUAGAAAGUUUUGGGCCCUUCAUGGUGACUUUUCGAACAAUUUCGCUGUUUCCAUCUCAUUUCGCAAGUAAUUUUCGUUCAAACUGGAAUCCGUCGAAGCUGAAUUGUACUACUGUUGAAUGUCUAUGACCAUGCUCCUGGACUGAAUAAAAGGGAAAAUAACACUCGAACAAGCAAAUUCCGACAUGCUUAUUGCUAUUCAGAUAAUUUGUUUGGGUUUCUAGCUGUUUUCUCAGAGGCCUGUAUUAGACAAAACUUGGAUGCACCAAGAGAUCAAUCUUAAGAGGUCGAUUUAGUACUUGGUAGAAGUUACGGUUGUUGCUUUCAUGCCGCAACUUUAGGUAUUUUAGCCAGUGAUGCUUGUAUUCUCUCCUCGUCAAACGACAGAUCAGCCAUACUUCCUUUCAAGUACUUCUCAUAUGCUGUCAGAUCAAAAUGGCCAUGUCCACACAUUGCCAUGAGAAUGACCUUUGCUUCUCCAGACUCCUUACAACGGAGAGCUUCUCUAAUGGUGGCUGCGAU